AAUUGGACGAGCGAAAAAGCUUACACUCGCAGCUCGGCUGGCACGGUAAUGUGUUGCAGGUUCGCGCUAUCAGUAAAUUAGGAAAUGGCUUGCAGCUCGGUGACCAGAUUAAGAAGAGGGAGAGCCUGAACAGUGUUCACUAAAUGAGAUAAAAAGCGCAUGGUUUGCGGAGGUUUCUGUUAGCUCCAGGGAAGCGUCGUAUCCGCAGCAGCAGCGUGAAAAUCAGCGCAGAACGACGAGGCCAGUUCUCACACUGCUCAGCAACACCACGAAAUGGUCACGUCUAUUCUGGGGCUGCUUAUCCUACCGAUAUGUCUUCAGCUAUGUGGUUUUAUACACGGCUCAAAGACGGAAUGUGAGCCCAGUCAGUUCCAGUGUGGGAACGGUCGCUGCAUCCCAUCCGUCUGGCAGUGUGAUGGUGACGAGGACUGCUCUGACGGGAGUGACGAGAGCACCUGCGUUCGAAAGACGUGCGCCGAAGUGGACUUCGUCUGCCGCAACGGCCAGUGCGUCCCGAAGAGGUGGCACUGCGACGGAGAGCCGGAUUGUGAGGACGGGUCUGACGAGAGUGUGGAAGUGUGCCACACCAGGACCUGCCGUGUGAAUGAGUUCAGCUGUGGGGCAGGCUCCUCCCAAUGCAUUCCUGUCUUCUGGAAGUGUGACAGGGAGAAGGACUGCGACAACGGAGAGGACGAGGUUAACUGUGGUAACAUCACAUGCUCCCCGCUGGAGUUCACCUGUCUGAGUGGCCGCUGCAUCUCGCGCAACUUUGCCUGUAACGGCGAGGACGACUGCGGCGACGGGAGCGACGAGCAGGACUGUGCCCCAUCCUCGUGCGGACCCAGCGAGUUCCAGUGCGACAACGCCACCUGUAUCCCUGGCAACUGGGUCUGCGACGACGACGUGGACUGCCAGGACCAAUUGGACGAGUCCCCUCAACGCUGCGGUCGACACCCCACUCCUCCGGCCAAAUGCUCGCCCAGUGAGACGCAGUGUGGGUCCGGGGAGUGCAUCCACCGCAAGUGGCAGUGUGACGGGGACUCUGACUGCAAGGACGGCAGUGACGAAGCCAACUGUCCUGUUCGUACCUGCCGGUCGGACCAGUUCAAGUGUGAGGACGGCAACUGUAUCCAUAGCAGCAGACAAUGCAACGGCUUGCGUGACUGCGCCGACGGCACUGAUGAGAUCAACUGCAAAAACUCGACCCAGUGCAAUGGCCCUGACAAGUUCAAGUGUCGGAGCGGGGAGUGUAUCGAGAUGAGCAAAGUCUGCAACAAGGCCCGGGACUGUCCUGACUGGAGCGACGAGCCCAUCAAGGAGUGUAACCUGAACGAGUGCCUGUUGAACAACGGAGGUUGCUCUCACCUCUGCCGCGACAUGGUGAUUGGCUACGAGUGCCAAUGCAGCCCUGGACUGCAGUUGAUUGAUCGCAAGACCUGUGGGGAUGUCAAUGAAUGCAUGAAUCCUGGGAUAUGUAGUCAGAUAUGCAUCAACCUCAAGGGAGGGUAUAAGUGUGAAUGCCAUGAUGGAUACCAGAUGGACCCCACCACAGGAGUGUGUAAAGCUGUGGGCAAGGAACCCUGUCUGAUAUUUACCAAUCGACGGGACAUCCGAAAACUUGGCCUGGAGAGGAGGGAGUACACCCAGAUAGUGGAGCAGUUGCGGAACACCGUGGCGUUGGAUGCAGACUUCAACCAGCAGAGGCUCUUCUGGGCUGACUUGAGCCAGAAGGCCAUCUUCAGCACCGUGUUGGAUAAGCGUGGAGACGUAGGAGGUCACUUGAAGGUGAUUGACAACGUCCAGACACCAGUGGGGAUUGCAGUGGACUGGAUCUAUAAGAACAUCUACUGGUCGGACCUCGGCACCAAGACCAUCACGGUGGCCAACUUCAACGGCACCAAACGGACAGUUCUGUUCAGCAGCGGGUUGAAAGAGCCGGCAUCCAUCGCUGUGGAUCCACUCUCUGGAUUCCUGUACUGGUCCGAUUGGGGUGAGCCAGCGAAGAUCGAGAAGUCAGGAAUGAAUGGAGUUGACAGGCAGGUCCUGGUCAAUACAGAUAUUCAGUGGCCCAAUGGCAUUACUCUGGAUCUGAUCAAGAGAAGACUGUACUGGGUGGACUCCAAGCUGCACAUGCUCUGUAGCAUUGACCUGAAUGGUGACAACCGGAGGAAAGUCCUACAGUCCCCAGAAUACCUUGCUCACCCCUUUGCUCUCACAGUGUUUGAGGAUCGAGUGUUCUGGACAGAUGGGGAGAAUGAGGCGAUCUACGGAGCGAACAAGUUCACCGGCUCUGACGUGAUUACCCUGGCAAGCAAUCUGAACGAACCGCAGGACAUCAUUGUUUACCAUGAGCUCAUCCAGCUGUCCGGGACAAACUGGUGCAGUGAGAAGGGUCCGAACGGUGGCUGUUCUUACAUGUGCCUGCCAGCACCGCAGAUCAACAAAUACUCCCCCAAAUACACGUGCGUGUGUCCCCAGGACCAGACGCUCUCCUCUGAUGGCCUCCGCUGCAGACCAGUGACACCUUCAGCCCCCUCAAAGGAUGCUGGGGAAGUUCACAUUCCUCCCACUCACCCCAAAGAGGCCAACGUCAGUACGUCCAUCCAUGAGGUGAGCCACAAGGCCAGAGGAUCUGCAGCAGCCUGGGCCAUCCUUCCAGUGUUGCUGUUGGCCAUGGCUGCUGCAGGGGGCUAUCUGAUGUGGCGGAACUGGCAGCUGAAGAAUAAAAAGAGCAUGAACUUUGACAAUCCGGUAUACCUGAAGACCACGGAAGAAGAUCUCAACAUUGACAUUAGCCGGCACGCCUCAAAUAUAGGCCACACAUACCCAGCAAUAUCAGUGGUGAACACAGAAGAUGACUUAUCAUAACCAACUGGCCAAGUUACCCCCAUCGGUUUAUUGAACCUGUGGUCUCCAUGCCAACAACCUCUGCUACUGUUGCAGGGCUACAGCCAGAUGCCUUCUAAAGUGCAUUAAGUUGUUUUCCAAGGGAUGUUCGAGUUAGUAGUCGUGUGAAUAUGAUAAAUGAAUUGUGUCCUACUCACACUUUGUCCAAAGUAUUCAGGGGUUUGGCCUCUUCCCCGUUCCUUAACUCCAAAACAUUUCAAAGUUUCUCCAGUUCAUGACCAUGCAUUAAUUGAGAACUGUCAUCCUGUGUGUGCGUGUGUGUGUGUGUGACGUAGAGGUGGUACAUGGGGACAUCCUGGUUCUGACUCUUCAGUCUUCUAGCGGAUGUGCGUCUCCGAAUAUUUAUGAAAAGCAUAUUUUAGGCAGUACUGUCUUUAAAGAUGUAUGUUUCUUUUUCUUAUGAACAUUACCUCCAGAAGCACAUUCUUAUGAAGCUUUUUUUGUGCGACUGCUCUAUAAGGAAUGUGAAGGUACUACAGCAUUUGUAAAACAUUGUACAUAAACCUUCUUCCCGUAAGAACAGAAUCAGGACUCUGAAGCACUUUGAUCAAAUGUUCUGCUGUAAAUAAGAUUGUAUACAUUUGACUAAAUCAAUUUUUGCUAUGGUUGGGCAUAGUACCAGGGUAGGGCAAUAUGUAUUUAAAACUGAAUUUGUUAAACUAUUUUGUAUGUUUGUGUGCCAUUGCCGUGACCUUUUCUAGCCUUGUACAGGGGGACUAAAAGCUCUGUAUCGUGAAGAAAGUUAUUUGCAAUCACUUCAAAUAAAACAGACCCAUGAGUCGUUCAAAAACUGA
Molecule: messenger RNA, 3701 nt
Organism: Esox lucius (northern pike)
Lineage: Eukaryota; Metazoa; Chordata; Actinopteri; Esociformes; Esocidae
Gene: vldlr
Product: very low density lipoprotein receptor
Exons: 19
Coding region: 274-2868 (864 amino acids)
Molecular function (GO): protein binding; calcium ion binding
Source: RefSeq, a predicted model, not a curated record